AUGGAUAAUUCUGUGAUAUCCACCCAGCCCAGUCGAAAUGAAACAGCCUCCAGAACAAACAACGCACUGUUCAGCCCUGGGACAAGUACGUCCAGAACAGUGCGAGUGAAUUGGCUCAAGUUUCUAUUCUACUCUUGGAAAAGAAUAUCGAUACUAAGCAAGGUUGUCGUUUCUUGCAACAUAGUAUUAGUCAUUGCACAGGUUGCAGUCGGUAUAGCCAUGCUAGUGACAGCAAGAGGUGAAGCCUGUGAUCAGCCGCUGCAAACAUUCAUCAUUGUUUACAUAGUGCGCACUGUCAUAUCUUGUCCUUUUUACGUUAGCCAACAUUUUGAGAGGGCAGAGGAAAGAUUGCGUAUACGCAGACAACGGGAGAGAGAUACACGGCGAGAGGAGCAGGUACGCCAAAGACGCCAGCAAAGGCGAGAGGAGAGACGUCGACAGCGUGCUCAGCAGCAGCAACAGCAACAACAGCAGCAACAGCAACAACAGCAAGCGGACAGCGAGCAAGUAACGCCAGCAAAUACACAAGAGCAACUUAUACCAUCGAAUGCCUCUAUUCAUUCCACUGUUAUUGAACCUAGAUCAAACCAAAUUUUUACUAUUACUGAAAGAUUACGACCACUUAUCGAUCUCUUUUCUGUCUUAUGGUUCAUUGUGGGCAACUACCUAUUAUUCAGCUCCAAGACUUGCUCAACAUUAGCACCAAGACUCUAUUACACAUCUCUCGCCUAUGUGUUGAUUGGCUAUUUAGUCGUCAUUGUACCUAUCUUACUGUGCACAUCUGCUAUUUUCUGUCUUCCCUGCGUGAUGUUGGGUAUGCGUGUUCUGAAUAUCCCUGAAAUGGACGGCAUGGAUCAAGGUGCGGGACAGGAAGAAAUUAGCAAGGUCCCUGUGUAUCGAUUCAGAGUAUCCGAGAGCCAGCAAACACAAGGCGUGACAACGCAACCUUCAGAACAAAAGGGUAAGGGCAUUUUGGGCAAUCUUAUGCAAGGAGGAUAUCGUCAUCAACUGGAUGCAGAGCAAGGCUCUGUGGAUGAUAUUUUUAUCACGCCAUCCGAAGAUGCCAUGUGUUGUAUAUGUCUGGCAGAAUACGAAGAUCAGGAUUUAUUGUGUCGACUGUGGUGUGGACAUCACUAUCACAAGAGCUGCCUCACUGAAUGGCUUGCACUCAACAAGAAAUGCCCACUGUGUAAACAAGAUUUUCGAGGAAAAGAGUACGAAGAGGACAGCCAAGACGAAGACGAUCCAGAUGACGACGCUCUCGAAAAUACAAUUCCAAUGCACCAGCUGCACACUGCGACUACGCCUGAUCAUCGUUCGUAA
This is a messenger RNA of Mucor velutinosus, 1323 nucleotides long. RefSeq lists its product as uncharacterized. NCBI's taxonomy places the organism in Eukaryota, Fungi, Mucoromycota, Mucoromycetes, Mucorales, Mucoraceae. The record is from RefSeq and is a predicted model, not a curated record. Bases 1 to 1323 code for a protein of 440 amino acids. The transcript has 4 exons.